Messenger RNA from Bactrocera latifrons, 766 nucleotides. RefSeq names its product SAGA-associated factor 11 homolog (gene Sgf11). The record is from RefSeq and is a predicted model, not a curated record. NCBI's taxonomy places the organism in Eukaryota, Metazoa, Arthropoda, Insecta, Diptera, Tephritidae. Gene Ontology annotation, molecular function: transcription coactivator activity. The coding region runs from base 95 to 751 and encodes 218 amino acids. The transcript has a single exon. Gene Ontology annotation, cellular component: DUBm complex; SAGA complex. Gene Ontology annotation, biological process: positive regulation of DNA-templated transcription; regulation of transcription by RNA polymerase II.
UCAUUGUUUUGAUUAACAGAUGAAGACAUAAAAAGCCGACAUUGUCAACAAAAAAAUUAGGAAUACGUUUUACUGUUGUAGAGUAUAAGGCGUUAUGGCCUCAUCUUCAGACUCGACACUAGCCGCAGCGAACAUUGAUGCAAAAAACGAAAAAAACUCAAAUAUCUGUAUCUCGGGGAAAACGUCUGUCAAUAACACUAAAAUGACUAUAGCAACUAUACAAAAGGCUUACCACGACAUCCUCAAAGAUCCCACUAGUCUGGAUGAGGCUGCACACUAUUUAUACCAAUCGCUGCUGGACGAUGCUGUUGUGGGUGUUUUUUUAGAAAUACACCAUUUGCAUAGGACUGGUAAUUUAGACGCACUAGACGGUGUACCAGAAGAAGGAACUGACGCUUCCUAUCGCAUUGUAGAUAUGCCAAACUAUGAUAUUUUUGGUAUUUCAUCCGUUAAAAAACUAAUGGAUUGCACUUGCCCCAACUGUGAUAGACCCGUGUCGGCGUCACGUUUCGCACCACAUCUGGAAAAGUGCAUGGGUAUGGGACGUAAUUCGUCACGUAUUGCAAGCCGUCGUUUAGCUACCAAGGAAGGUACCAGCGCAAGCUCUUCAUCAUCUUCAUCAUAUCUCCAAACAACGGUCGGCACAGAUGAUGAGGAUGAUAUUGACUGGUCAUCGGAGAAAAGACGAAAGAAGACUAAUCAAGGAAAUCGUAAUAACGGAUCAAAAAAGAAUAAUGGCAAAUCAUUUUAGAAUCAGUGUGAAUAA